Messenger RNA from Frieseomelitta varia, 2170 nucleotides. RefSeq names its product vacuolar protein sorting-associated protein 33A (gene car). Gene Ontology annotation, biological process: vesicle-mediated transport; intracellular protein transport. Lineage: Eukaryota; Metazoa; Arthropoda; Insecta; Hymenoptera; Apidae. Gene Ontology annotation, cellular component: CORVET complex; lysosome. Bases 10 to 1821 code for a protein of 603 amino acids. The transcript is spliced from 8 exons. The record is from RefSeq and is a predicted model, not a curated record.
AUUAAAGACAUGUCAUCGGCACAUUUAUCAACAGGACGUUUGAAUGUGGGAAUUAUACAAAAACAAGCAAGGAAACAGUUACUCUGUUUGCUUGAAAAAUGUGAUGGUACAAAGGCAAUUAUAUGGGAUCAAUCUCUUGAAGGACCAAUUGGUCUUGUUGCAAAAUACAGUUUGCUUGAAGAACAUGAUGUUGUCAAAAUGUAUCCUUUAUGUGGUGGAAGUUUGACAAUACCAGCAAACAUUGUUAAUAUAAUAUUCAUAACUAGACCUCAGUUAGGACUUAUGGAUUUAAUUGCUGAAAAUAUUCAUGGAGAAGAAGGAAAAAGACCACGCAAAGAAUUUCACUUGUUUUUUGUACCAAGGAAAAGUCUUCUUUGUCAAAAAAAAUUACAAAAUCGUGGUGUUUUUGGUAGUUUCACAUUAAUAGAAGAAUUUAAAUGUGACUUAUUCCCUUUUGAUAAUGAUCUCCUUUCCAUGGAACUUAGUGGAUCAUUUAAGGAAUUUCAUUUAGAAAAUGAUCCUACUUGCUUAUAUCAAGUUGCACAAGCUAUUCAUGGAUUGCAAAGAUUAUAUGGAAAAAUUCCAAAAGUUACUGGAAGAGGACCUGCUGCUAGUAAAGUUUGGAAAUUAUUGGAAAGAUUGAAUAGAGAAGAAGAUGAGAAUAAAACAACAUUGAUUCAAUCAUCUACUAUAGAACAUUUGUUAUUAAUAGACCGUUCUGUAGAUUUACUUUCACCUUUAGUUACACAAUUAACAUAUGAAGGAUUAAUAGAUGAAAUUUUUGGAAUAAGAUAUAAUGCUGUACAACUACCAGCAAGAAAAUUUCACGAUUCUCAAGACUCCCCAACAACAAUGUCACUUAAUGAAAAAGAACAAAUUAUAUUAAAUUCUGGAGAGGAAUUAUUUGCGGAAAUUAGAGAUAAAAAUUUUAAUGGAGUAGGACCUGUCCUUAGUAAAAAAGCUAAAGUUAUUUCAUCACAAUUCGAUGAAAGACAUGGAGAUAAAAGUGUUCAAGAAAUUAAACAAUUUAUAGCUCGAUUACCACAUAUGUUGGCUACUAAGCAAUCAUUAGCAAAACAUACAACAAUAGCAGAGAUGAUAAAAGAAGUAACAGAUUCUAGUAGUUUUUUAGAAUCACUGCAAAUAGAGCAAGAGUUGUUGAAUUGUAUCGAUACAGAUAAACCAAACACCUUUAUAGAAGAUAUGAUAGUACAACAACAACCACUUUUAAAAGUUUUACGGCUUCUUUGUAUACAAUCUUUAACAAAUUCUGGACUUAAACCAAAAUUAUUGGAUUAUUAUAAAAGAGAAAUAAUACACACGUAUGGAUAUCAUAAUUUACCAACUAUAUUAAAUUUAGAAAAAGCCGGAUUAUUAAAACAACAACAAUCUGCGCGUCAGUAUGCAGUUUUACGAAAAACACUAAGACUUACUGUUGAAGAUGAAAGUGAAAUUACACCAAAAGACAUUAGUUAUGUUCAUUCUAUAUAUGCACCACUAAGUGUUCGACUAGCAGAGCAGCUUGUACAACCAAAUGGCUGGCAAGGUUUAAAUGAUGUUAUGGGAUUAUUACCGGGUCCUACUAUUAAUAUAUCAUCAUCUGGAAAAAGAAAUUCUAUUACUAGCGAAGACUCUAAUUCAGAACCACCAAAGUUAAUAAUGGUUUUCUUUAUUGGAGGAUGUACAUUUGCAGAAAUUUCGGCGCUGAGAUUUCUAUCUCAACAAGAAGAUUUAAACGUAGAAUUUGUUAUCUGCACUACGAAACUAAUAAAUGGAAACACAUUCUUAAUGUCGUUAAUGGAAAACCUGGAAAAUGUAUAAUCAAACAAAAUUGAAUAUUUUAUGUGUGAUGUAAAUUGCUGAUUACGUGAUAUUGAUACAUAUUUUUUGAAAAUAUGUGUAAAUUCCUCUAAUAGGCACAUCUCCUAAGAAAGUACAGUAAUACAUGUACAAUGUGAUAAAAUUAUUAAUUUAUGCCUAUAGAAGUUUUUUAUAAGCAUUUCUUUGCAUUAUUCACAUAUAUCAAAUUACAUAUUUACAGCUAAAAAAAUCACUUUUUGUAUAAUAUGUAAAUUAGAUAUAAUCGUAUGUAAUACAAAUAAAUAUUAAUAACUUUUCUUGUAUUGCAGAUUGGACUAAAUCAAAUCUUUAUAGCAUAGUAAAAUUUUUU